CAUUCAUUUUGAUUGAGCAAAAUAGUAACUUGUUUGUCGGUUUGUUUGUCGCAUUGUUUUCUGCACUGCAUUCCCUGCCUGACUUCUGGGUUGCUGAGUUCAAAUUUCAUAGUAAUGGCGCUUUCCAGAACACCUCGCAACAAGGUGACUCCUCCGCUGAAGGGCAGCUUCCCACUGGAUCAUGACGGGGAAUGCAAGGAUCGUAUGCGCGACUACAUGGAAUGCCUCAAGAAGACCAGCCAGAACAGCAGGGCGUGUCGCGAAGAAUCGCGGCAAUACCUUGCCUGCCGAAUGGAGAAGGACUUGAUGACCAAAGAGCCGCUGGACACUCUGGGGUUCAAAGACCUCAAGCCACUGCCCUCUGAAAAUCAGCCACAGAACAAGAGCUAAGUGACGCUAGACCAGUCUUCUCCGCCUUACCGCUGAUGCCUACGACGUUUGCCAGGAAGUGACGAGUCGGGCGUAGCACAGCUCGCUGUGAUUCACCACGGCACUCCAUAAGCCUAGCUGCGUAGCGCGUGUUGCAUUGGCUCCAGGGGCACUGUCACACAGAGGGAUGGAAGCUGUUGCAAUCACGCCCGUAGGGCAGAGACAGAGACACCUACUUCAUCUUCCGCGCGUUUGAUUUUUCAGACUUUCGGAAAUUCACAGAGAACAUGUGCGGUCUCCUAACUCUCCUUGCUGUCCAGUAGUUUCUGCAAGACUGCGAGCAAAGCGCUGCCGUUUCCAGGCCAAGGGGACAGCAAGCCAUGGUGGCCCUGUGUGGUUCCGUGUCACCUGUGGGCCACUUGACCCCCCGGGACUACGCAAUGUUUGGUGCCCUGCGUUGUCUUGUCUGCUCGUUUCCGCUGUGCUAACUGAUAGCACUGGGAAGCUUGGAGGGCUGUUCUAGCCUGCAGCAGGUUAAACAGUGCGUUGUCCAGAUUGUAUAUUAUGUACUUGCUGGUGUGGUGGUGCUCUGCAGACACUGGUGUCAGUGUCGCUGUCGCUCUUUGCUGUAUGAUCUACAUCCCAAUAUACCGUGCUGCUCCUUAUGCUAUCCAGAUGUGUGUGUGUGUGUGUGUGUGUGUGUGUGUGUGUGUGUGUGUGUGUGCGCGCGCGUGCGUGUGUGUGCGGACGCGCGUGUGUGUGUCUGUGUGUGUGGGACUUUGCCUCCUUGCUAUCCAGUAUCCGCUUCGUAGUUUAUAUUUUUCUUUUUUUUGGUGGUGGCUCACUUGUUUUGUCAGCUGGCUGAAGAACGCUCCGCCCGACCAUUCACCUCGUCUUAUUUAUCUGCUGGAAAUAUUGACAUAGCUAUUUUUGUAUUGCUGAGAUGCAUAUCAACAACAUGUUUA
Sycon ciliatum is the source of this 1334-nucleotide messenger RNA. RefSeq lists its product as uncharacterized. The record is from RefSeq and is a predicted model, not a curated record. Gene Ontology annotation, cellular component: mitochondrial intermembrane space. NCBI's taxonomy places the organism in Eukaryota, Metazoa, Porifera, Calcarea, Leucosolenida, Sycettidae. Gene Ontology annotation, biological process: mitochondrial respiratory chain complex IV assembly. The coding region runs from base 115 to 390 and encodes 91 amino acids. The transcript has 3 exons.